AAACUCCUUGUUCCAGCUGAAUCGCAGAGUAUUCGGGUGCGGUAAGUUGCUUUGGAUUUUUCAGGUGUCAUUGGACUGGGCCUGGUGCUGGUCAAUGCUGGAAACUGCACUGCUCCGUUGUCGGAACGAGCUGUGACACUGCGCCCUGAGAACAACUAAGUAGCCUCCACAGCAACCCUUGCGUUUGCUUCUUUCUUCUCCCGGAGAAAUAAAUCUUUGGGAAAUCUUCACUUGACUGGCCAUAUCUCCCAAACAAUUUCGCCGAAGAUGUGUCGUUUCUUGGUAUACAAAGGCAGACAUGAGAUCCGUCUCAGCAAGCUGGUCACUGAACCCAGCCAUUCGAUCCUCACGCAGUCAUAUGAUUCCCGUCUGCGACUGGACAACCGCCGUCCGGUCAACGGCGACGGCUUCGGGGUAGGCUUCUACACGGACCCCAAACUGGGCCCGGAGCCAUGUAUCUUCACAUCCACGCUCCCCGCCUGGAACUGCGAGAACCUCGAGCGUCUCGCCUCCAAGACCUGCUCGAACUUGAUUUUCGCGCACGUGCGCGCAACUACAGAGGGCUCUCUCUCCGACACCAACUGCCACCCCUUCCAGCACAGCACGCUGAUGUGGAUGCAUAACGGCGGCAUCGGUGGAUUCCAGUACAUCAAGCGGCCACUGGCCGACUCCCUCGCCGAUAAAUGGUUCCUCGGCGUGAAAGGCGGAACCGAUAGCGAAUGGGCAUUCGCGCUCUUCCUCGACCUUCUCGAAAAGGAGGGUGUGGAUCCCAGCUCAGAUCCGGGCCCGGAGGGCUUCGGACAGGCGCUGUUGCGCCGAGUGAUGAUCAAGACGAUUGCGAAAAUCAACGGAUUCGUCAAAGACAUCCCGAAGAGACACAAUGUCUCGAACGUGGAGACCCGCAGUUUGUUGAAUUUCGCCGCCACCGAUGGCCACACCGUCAUCUGCACACGGUAUAUCAGCAGUAAGACGGAUGAACCGGCCAGUUUGUACUUCUCCUCUGGGACCAAGUGGGUGGAAGGGAAGGAUAAAGGACACUUCAAGAUGGAGCGACAUGACAAAGGGGCGGAUAUUGUCUUAGUGGCUAGUGAACCGAUCACUUUUGAGAGACAUAACUGGGUUUCUGUCCCUGCCAACUCCAUCGUCACCAUUCACAAACAGACCGUCCUGCUCCAUCCGAUCAUGGAUGAAUUCUACGUCGAGGAUUUGAACCAGAAUCGUUCCUCCUGCUAUGCGGUGUCUAAGGGCCUGGUGAGCACCGCCCCGGGCACCACCGUGCAACCGCAGAAUGCCGACACCGUGGACACCAAACCUGGUGUCAUCAACGACAGUGGGUCGAAGUUGGAUAGCGGUCUGGCCCCGCAGCAGAUCCAAAUCGCAAAUUAGUGCGCCAGAUAACAUUGACAGUGUAGUUAGACACGGGAGUUUUUGGGGUGCGGAGUUGGGCAGGUGGUAAAUCGGGGACAUACUAUUUCGGGACUAUUUCAUCAUGACUACUAUAUAAACUUAUUACUACUAGUAGGCUCGUUGCAGCCAUUCUUCAUCUGUAUGGAAUACUAUUAUUAUAAUC
Molecule: messenger RNA, 1570 nt
Organism: Aspergillus ibericus CBS 121593
Lineage: Eukaryota; Fungi; Ascomycota; Eurotiomycetes; Eurotiales; Aspergillaceae
Product: glutamine amidotransferase subunit DUG3
Exons: 4
Coding region: 268-1386 (372 amino acids)
Source: RefSeq, a predicted model, not a curated record